CGGGGCGGGCGCUUUUCAGGCCGGGGCGACGCGAGCGGCUGAGGGGAAUGCGCUGGGGCGAUGGUGCCGCCGGCCGGCGCCCGGCUGCCCCCGCGCUGCGGAGGGAGCCUCCUCCUCCUCCUCUCGCUGCUCCUGCUGGCGCCGCCGCUGUGCCCGGGCCGGUACCCGCCGCGCCGCGCGCCCGUAGUGCUCGUUCCUGGGGACUUGGGUAAUCAGUUGGAAGCAAAGUUAGAUAAGCCGUCAGUAGUGCACUAUCUCUGCUCUAAGAAGACAGACAGUUAUUUUACACUCUGGCUGAAUUUAGAGUUGCUUCUGCCUGUUAUCAUUGACUGCUGGAUUGAUAACAUCAGGCUGGUAUAUAACCGAACAAGUAAGACUACGGAACCACCUGAUGGAGUGGAUAUCAGAGUGCCAGGUUUUGGGCAGACUUUUUCCUUGGAAUUCCUUGACCCAAGUAAAAGGAGUGUUGGCAGUUACUUUUAUAUGCUGGUGCAGAGUUUAGUGGACUGGGGCUACAAACGUGAUGAAGAUGUAAGAGGAGCACCUUAUGACUGGCGUAAAGCACCAAAUGAGAACAAAGACUAUUUUGUGGCCCUUCGCAAGAUGAUAGAGUUAAUGUAUGAGCAGUAUGGGAGCCCUGUCGUCUUGAUUGCCCACAGUAUGGGAAAUAUGUACACCCUCUACUUCCUCAACCAUCAGACUCAGGAUUGGAAAGACAAGUACAUAAAGGAUUACGUGUCACUAGGUGCUCCAUGGGGAGGAGUGGCUAAAACUCUCCGUGUACUGGCUUCAGGUGACAACAAUAGAAUUCCUGUUAUCAGCUCACUCAAGAUUAGAGACCAGCAGAGAUCAGCAGUUUCCACAAAUUGGAUGCUCCCCUACAACUACACAUGGCCUCCAGAUAAGGUCUUUGUGAGCACACCUACAGCUAACUACACUCUUCGGGAUUAUCAGAAAUUCUACAGGGACAUUGAUUUUGAGGAUGGCUGGCUCAUGAGACGGGACACCGAACACCUGGUCUACCAGAUGACACCACCUGGGGUGCACAUACAUUGUCUUUACGGUACUGGCGUGGAAACACCCGAUUCCUUCCAUUAUGAAAGCUUUCCUGACAAAGAACCCAAGAUUGUCUACAGCGAUGGGGAUGGUACAGUAAACUUGCAGAGUGCCUUGCAAUGUCAAAAGUGGAGGGACAUGCAAAAACAGAAAGUGGUGAUGUUUGAGCUUUCAGGAAAUGAGCAUAUUCAAAUGCUAUCUAAUGAUACUACUAUCUCCUAUGUGAAAAAGCUGCUUUUUGGUUUGUGAUACCUUGUGUUGACAGUUAUUUUCCUCACCUGUGAUGCCUUUCCAUGUAUGCGGGGAAAAUGCCUUUUAAUCCCUUGAUAUUUAGAUAUUUGAAUAAUUUAUUUUUGGUUUCUUUUUUUUUUUUUUUUUAAGGCUGUGGUCAAGAAGUUGUUUGGUGUCAUAAAUGAUUGUUUGUGUCUGAUUUGUCUUUAUGAUGCUUCGUGGUAUUUUCACAUUCUGCAUAUUUGGUCAAACACGCAUUUGGUGUUGUGUCCAAUAUUCAUACAGACUUUCAUUCGGAGAUUGUGCAGCCCCUUGCAAAUACUACAUAGAAUCCUAGAUACUCAAGUUCCUUUGUGUGCUCUUUGCAGAGUUUGGAAUGGGAAGGCUAGGAAGGAUUGCCAUUUCAGAAGCCAUAAAACAAGGAAAUGACAUUAAUUUGAGAAGCACAGUAAACUGUUAGACUCUUGCAUAUUCCACUCCACAGUUCCCAGCACUUUAAUUUGAAAAUGUGCGUAUCUACAAGGUAAGACAGGAAGGGAUCUGCCUGGUACUGUACCACCUUCGUCAUAUCCAGCUUUGCUUUUGCUACAGCUUUGGGGGAAAAAGAUAGAUGUGAUAGUUACUUGAAGCUUCUUAAGAACCUUUUUGGGUUAGGUUUUUUUUUUUGUGGUUUUUUUUUUUGUUUGUUUUUUUGUUUUAAAGGAAGAAAUUGUUUGCUCAUCAGUUUCUAGAGCCAGCUAAUUUACAGUCUGGAGUCUGAGGAACUUUCACCUUGUGCUUUAUUUAUCAAUGAGGGAAGAAGCUAAACAGUGAUUGGUGCUUGCAAUAACUGUAGCCAUGUGGAGUAGCACAUAAGUUAAAGCUAAUUGAAUUGCAUACUGGCAAACAAUCCAUACAGUGCAGAAUUGAAUUCUGGGUGAAAAAUGGUCUCCUGUAGUGGGAACAAUAAUGGAUGGUGGGCAUUAAUUAAAAAAGAAAAGUGAACUUCCUGAAACAGGGGGUGGGUAAUGGAAGCCAGCAUAGUACAGGGUAAAGUGUGAAGUGUAAGCCUUGCUCUUAGUCAGAUGAUUAUGCUCUGAUCCAAGCAGUGAGUGGAUCAACAUUGCAUUCAGCGGAAGAGAAACUUUACAUUUUAAGACUAAAAAUCACUUUCCGUGGAUCACAAGUUUCAUUAUUGUGGUUUCAGGAAGUUGGGAAAGGCUGCUCCUUAAAUGUUUAUAUAAAUUACUGAAUGUGCAGUUUCAUUUCCUACAGUUUUGGUUUUACUCAAUAUUUUAAAAAAAAAUUUCAACUCUGAAUGCUGCAGAAAUGACAGCCUAAAGGGCAUCGUAUUUACAACCCUGAUUAUGGAAAUGCUGUUGGACAAAUAGUUUCAAUUGGAGAUUCUUUUGCUUGCUUUGAAACCAGCCCCCCACUUAGACUGCACUUAGUUGUCUGAAAACACAAUUUUGAAUGCUUUCAAAAUGCUAGGUCUUCCAAGGAAAAUGUCUUAAGAGUUUCAGAAACUCAUCAGGACUGUGGAUUCAUGAUUUAAGAGACUGAAGUUGUCCAAAGGGUAAAGUUUUUAACUACAUUUUGGUAGUGUGCAUAAAAUGUUUGCUGCUGGCAAAUGUAUCAGUAAGGUGUGUUGAAAUGACAGGCUAGAACCUGUGUUCCUGUAGAAUGCAAACGUUUUGGCACAGGAGGUAGGUUUAAAGAUUUAAGUUUUAAUUCAGGAAUUACUUGUAACUCUAGAACAACUUGAACUAGGGACAUGGAUAAGCUAUAUAUUUUCCUAGGUAUAACUUCCUUAUGUAGCUUCAUUUUUCCCGCUGCAUUUUCCCUAUUACUUUCUUUGAGGGACAGGACACAUAUUCCAGAUUUUUAAAGUGGAACGUUCAUCUUGUCAUCAGUUGCCCAGGAACAUACAGUUCAGCAGCAACAUUGCCCAGACUUUUCCAGAGUAAGUGCUGAGUUGCCCCAAGCCAUUUGUAAUUGGUAACUAUUGCAAUAAGAAAAACAAAAUGACAACAAAAAAUACCCUUUAGCCAAAGUGUUCUGUUUAAUGCGGGUCUGUCAGAUGGAGAAGCUUCAGGCUUGUGUUCCAAGACUGCUUAAAUAUAAAGCUCUUCCUGUGGUCUGACUCUGUUUUUGAAUAGAUUUGGUAUAUUAUCAGUUUACAACAGAAAAAAAUUGCAGAAAACAGCUUAUCACAAGUAUUCCUUGCUGCAGUAGAAUGCCUGAUAAGCACCAGCAUGAGUAGAGCUGGAGGCUGUAUGCAUGUUACCAACAUGGGCAUCAAGGGCUGAAAAAGUGAGGGGAAACAAAAACAUAGGCAGACAGUUCUUAACCUGAUCUGGAUAAUGUUUCUAAGCUUCCUGUAUAUCCUUACCGUUAAUCAGUGGCAUUUUUGGCCUCAUGCCAAGAGCUAGCUUCAGGAGGUUUUGUGAUUUGAAGCACAGAAAUACACUAUUCCAAAAGUUGCUCCUUUUUUUUUAUUUAUUUUUUUACUGUUUUUUAACAUUACCCUUUGUGCCCCAAAAGAAAAAAGUCUCUCUUUAUUCCUUUCUGAUUUUCAGCUUAGUACUAUGUUUGAGAUCAAUUGAUUGCAUCUUUUAAUGUAAAGAUUUGCAUAUCAGCUUUCCAUUAGUAAACAAGCCCUACAGUGUCUCUCUUUAAGUAAAUUCAUGGUAGAUAACCUGGUUAAAUGAAGCCGAAAGUUUUUUCGGGGCUUUUUUGGUUUUCUGUUGUUUGUUCCUGUAAAGCCUCAUUAUGCAAGAAUUGUGUUCCAAGUACUGCACUAAGGCAAGCAUAGUGAUCGUGGUGAGACUUUGAAUGAGAUGGAUGCUACAGACUGUAGUUCUUUUUUAUGUCCAGAACUUGUGAUUUUUCUACCAAACCAUCUUCAACCCUUUCCUUUUCAAUUUUUUUGCAUAUUGGGACAGAGCUCUCAUUGAAAAGUGAGCACAGCAAGUACUACAUAGUUUGGUUUUAACGACUUUAACCUAUUGAGUGAAGUUAUUCAAGUGCUUGAUACUAUGACAUGUUCCUCUACAAGGCAAGAGUGUUUACCAUUCCUGUUGCAAGCCUGCUAGAGCCACGUGCACCUGAGCAUCCUAGAUUCUUGAAGGGUGAGAUAUCUGAGGAAACAAAUCUUUAAGGAGAGACUGUGGCACUUAAGAGGAGUAAUUUGAGUGCUUUGCCACACUGCACAGUUGAAAUAUUUGAAUUUACUGACAGGUCUUUGUUUUACCUAGCACAUCUGGAUCAUCUCUUUCCAUAAUUUUUACUUGGUUUUAUUCUUCCAGGAUCUUUUCAGAAACCAAAAAUAGUCUUGAGGACCAAAUGUUUCUUAAUUUUGACAGAAUACGUAGAAAAUGCUGAAGAAGCUUUCAGCUCUCAUUGUAAUUCUUCUGAAGAGGUUCAGAGUCACUAUGUGAUUCUGGUUAAAAACAGAAGGCUUCAAUAAUUAGCAAUAAUUGCAAAGGACUUGCAGACCAAAGGAAGGAAUGUAUUAAGCUAGUUCUUGGAGCACGGUGUGUUCAAGGCCCUCUUAAAUUCAGGGAAUGUUUGGCAAUGACUUUGCUGCUCUACACUUAACAGUAUUUUGUAUGGAACAUAUUCUGAGACCUAGCAUUUUAUAUGCUCUUCUCGUGUAUGAAUGCAUUCAAUAGACUUUGAAUAUUUUAUUGUCAAACUUUGAUAACAUAAUAAAGUUGAUCUAAUACA
Cuculus canorus (common cuckoo) is the source of this 4995-nucleotide messenger RNA. It is a transcript of the gene PLA2G15, whose product is annotated as phospholipase A2 group XV. Gene Ontology annotation, cellular component: lysosome. The coding region runs from base 61 to 1305 and encodes 414 amino acids. NCBI's taxonomy places the organism in Eukaryota, Metazoa, Chordata, Aves, Cuculiformes, Cuculidae. Gene Ontology annotation, biological process: phosphatidylcholine metabolic process; ceramide metabolic process. The record is from RefSeq and is a predicted model, not a curated record. The transcript is spliced from 6 exons.